GCUGCUAGAGGCGCUGUAACAUUUCAACUUUCACUUUUCAUUCACAAAACAAGUAACGUCUUUCAAGUUCAUCGUCAUCGUCUGUGCUAUUUUGGUAUUUGUUUAUUAUAAAGGUAUGGCUAAACGUGUGGCUGUAGUGUUGGCUGGUUGUGGGGUGUUUGAUGGAAGUGAAAUCCACGAAGCGUCUGCUGUCCUGGUUCAUUUGAGCCGUCAGCAAGCUAUUGUCAAAAUAUUUGCACCCAACAUUGAUCAGAUGCAUGUUGUAGACCACUUGAAAGGUUCUCCAACAGAGGAAAAAAGGAAUGUGCUUGUGGAAAGUGCCAGACUUGCCAGAGGUGAUAUCCAAGACCUCUCCCAGCUCAAUGUGAAGGAGUUGGAUGCCAUCAUCUUUCCUGGUGGUUUUGGAGCAGCUAAGAAUCUGUGUAGUUGGGCUGUCAAGGGGAAAGACUGUUCUGUCAACGAAGAGGUUACAAAAGUGCUACAGGCUUUCCAUGCAGAGAAGAAACCUAUUGGCUUGUGCUGUAUCUCACCUGUGCUGGCAGCAAAGGUUUUCCCUGGAUGUGAAGUGACUGUUGGCCAUGACAAAGAUGAAAGAUAUCCAGAUGUUCCUGACACUGCAGAAGCGAUAACUCAACUUGGUUGCAAGCAUAUCUGUAAGCAUGUCAAUGAAGCCCAUGUUGAUGAAAAAAAUAAGAUUGUUACCACCUGUGCAUUUAUGUGUAAGGCACCAAUUCAUGAAAUAUUUGAUGGCAUUGGAGUGAUGGUACAGGAGGUGUUAAAACUCGCAUGAAUUAUGAUUCAAUUGGUCAUGUCUUUAUGAGUUUUUAUUUAAAGCUUACAUCUAUAAUUAUCUGAAUAAACCUGCAAGUGCCAGUUAA
Molecule: messenger RNA, 878 nt
Organism: Misgurnus anguillicaudatus (oriental weatherfish)
Lineage: Eukaryota; Metazoa; Chordata; Actinopteri; Cypriniformes; Cobitidae
Product: glutamine amidotransferase-like class 1 domain-containing protein 3, mitochondrial
Source: RefSeq, a predicted model, not a curated record